Dermochelys coriacea (leatherback sea turtle) is the source of this 1280-nucleotide messenger RNA. It is a transcript of the gene CETN2, whose product is annotated as centrin 2. Gene Ontology annotation, cellular component: centrosome; myosin II complex; centriole. The coding region runs from base 150 to 659 and encodes 169 amino acids. Lineage: Eukaryota; Metazoa; Chordata; Testudines; Dermochelyidae. Gene Ontology annotation, molecular function: calcium ion binding. The record is from RefSeq and is a predicted model, not a curated record. The transcript is spliced from 5 exons. Gene Ontology annotation, biological process: mitotic cell cycle; nucleotide-excision repair; centriole replication.
AGCGCAAGGCCUUUAAUCAAUGGGAAACAUGGUUGCUAUGGCAUCAAGGUAGAACUAUUGGCCUAUGGGGAAGGUUGUUCUUAAUACUGUGUCCGCCCCUUUUUUCUGUUCGGAGCGGAGGCGCUGUUUCUGCGGUACCAGCCUGCGGGAUGGCUUCCAGCUUCAAGAAAUCUACAUUAGGGGCGGUAGCCCAGAGGAAGAAGACAGGUCCUAAACUUGAACUAACUGAAGACCAGAAGCAGGAGAUCCGAGAGGCUUUUGAUCUGUUUGAUGCCGAUGGCACUGGGAACAUAGAUGUUAAGGAGCUAAAGGUGGCCAUGAGAGCACUAGGGUUUGAACCCAAAAAAGAAGAGAUCAAGAAAAUGAUAUCAGACAUUGAUAAGGAAGGAACAGGAAAGAUCCGCUUCCAUGACUUUCUGUUGGUGAUGACUCAGAAGAUGGCUGAAAAAGAUUCCAAAGAGGAGAUUCUAAAAGCCUUCAAACUGUUUGAUGAUGAUGAAACUGGAAAAAUCUCUUUCAAAAACCUUAAACGUGUGGCCAAGGAACUUGGGGAAAAUCUCACAGAUGAGGAGCUACAGGUGAAACUGCUGCAGAAUCACCAGUCUGCUACACUAGAGUGCCACAGAAUCCAGAAGUUUUGCAACAGAGUUCUGGUUUAGUUUGCCACACAGUACAUGGGGGCCUUGAAUAUGCUCUUUUUAAAGAGAUGGGUGUACUUUGUAGUAGAAAGAGCCUAAAAUAUAAGCCCUUGUAUUAGAGGCCUGGUAUGAGGCCUGAGCUGAAGUAAUGGGCAAGCUUUGCUGAAGCAAAGUUAAGCUGUGAGCAAACGUUAGACUUUGCCUGCUUGCAAAUUUACAGAAUUUGGCAAUAACAGGGCUAAUAUUGCAAAAAAACACACAUUUGUAAGAAGUGCUAGGCACAAAGUACUUACGCAGACUCAUUUUAGAAGAGUGGUAUCAGAGCAUUUCAGUAUGAAGGAUGGUAUAUAAAUAUUCCCCAAAGAUAACAGGGACACAUUGAUUCCCUCCUAAAAAUAAGGUCAGAAUAACAGUGUAGUGAAUAAAAAUUGUGUAAGGUGGUGGGUGGUAAUCAGCUACGUCAGAAGGUGUUAACUAACCAUGUCAGAGGGGCAAUACAUAUCUUGUUUAUACUAAUGUAGAAAAUAAAGUCUCAGAGGAAGUGUCUUUGGUCAGCCUAGGGGGCAGUGAAAAGUCCUGCCACUAACUAAGCUGCAUCCAUUGUCCUGGGCAUACAUGUCUUAGUAUCCUCAUAGAGUCUGC